AUGGUCGCGACGCACGCCGACGCGGGGCUUGCCAUAGGCGCGCUCGCCGCGGCGACGGCGGCCCACAGCCCCCCCGCGGGCAUGCGCACGCGCGGCCACGUCUGCCACCUGCUGGUGCAGCCCGGCAGCGCAGUGCACCUGCAGGUGCAGGCGGCGCUUGGAGGGGGCGGCGGCGGCGGCGGCGGCGCCUUUGAGGACGCUGACAUCACCCUCGUGUACGAGUUCCCGGGCGAGGAGGGCGGCGGCCUUGCAGGCAAGCGCAUCGCCUCCGGCGAGUUCUUCAACGGCGCCUCCGAGCGCGCUGAGUCUGCAGAGGCCGCCGCCGGCAGCGGCAGCGGCAGCCGCAGCCGCAGCUGCGAGCUGCUCCCCUCGGUGUGCUUCACCCCCGCGGGCAGCUCCGCCGGCGCCGCCCUUGUCGUGCGCCUGCGGCUGACCGAAGCCGGGCAGCUGCCGGCUCGCGGCUGGCCCGUCGCGGGCGACGUGGUGUUUGCCGCCUCGGCGCGCUGGCGCGACCCCGAGCGCCUCUCCGCGGCCGAGGCCGCCGCCGGCGCCCUCUGCUGGCGCCCGCCGCUCUUCUCCAACUACAGCCGCCGCACGGGCGCCAACCGCGGCGGCGGCGGCGGCGGCGGAGGAGGAGGAGGUGGGGGGACGGCCGCGAGCGGCGAAACGGACAGCAUCGGCCACCGCGUCAACCACAUGGUGCUGUCGCCCUACCACGGGCGCCACGCCUCGGCCGCCCGCGAGGCCGAGCACUAUGCGCUCUGGCUCGAGGUCCUGGAGCUCGUGUACGCGGGCGCAGUGCACGACAUGUUUGCGGGCCCGCUGCUGGCCGAGUUUGAGGCCACUGUUUCGUCCUGGACAAACGACCGCUACCUCAGGGACGCCCUGUGCCUGCACCGGCUGAUCAAGUCGCGCGUCGCGGCGACGCGCAACCGCCCCGUGGCUUGCCACGUUGACGACAAGGACGCCGGGCCGACGAUCGUGUGCUGGCUUGCGGCCAACGCUGACAGGCUCGCUGCACUGGCGCUGGCGCAGUUCAGGCUAUGGUCGCUGGGGCUGUCGUACGGCGUGCGCUCAGGCAGCUGCGCGUUCCUGCGCGCCCCGGACGUCGCGCACGGCACCUCGGCGCUGCACCGCGCGCUGGAGCGCCCGUCCGCGGCGAGCGGGCGCUGCGUGCCGCUGGGGCAGCCCUGCCUGCUGGGCGCCGCGCUGGUGACGCGGCGCGACGUGCUCGCCGAGGCGCGGCUCUGCGCGCGCGUCGGCCGCGGCACCAACGCCUUCCUGAGCAAGGCCUGGUACGACCGCGAGGCGAACUGCGCGGCCCUCGCCCUGGCGCGCGAGCGCCGCGACCGCAACCGCAGGGCGGCAGCGCGGCGGCGGGCGGCGGCGGCGGCGGCGGCGGCGGCGGCGGCGUCUGGCUCGGCGGCGUGA
Messenger RNA from Monoraphidium neglectum, 1431 nucleotides. RefSeq lists its product as hypothetical. The record is from RefSeq and is a predicted model, not a curated record. Bases 1 to 1431 code for a protein of 476 amino acids. NCBI's taxonomy places the organism in Eukaryota, Viridiplantae, Chlorophyta, Chlorophyceae, Sphaeropleales, Selenastraceae. The transcript is spliced from 2 exons.